This is a messenger RNA of Phycodurus eques (leafy seadragon), 3687 nucleotides long. RefSeq names its product mitochondrial ribosomal protein L37 (gene mrpl37). The record is from RefSeq and is a predicted model, not a curated record. The transcript is spliced from 8 exons. Gene Ontology annotation, biological process: translation. Gene Ontology annotation, molecular function: structural constituent of ribosome. Bases 139 to 1437 code for a protein of 432 amino acids. NCBI's taxonomy places the organism in Eukaryota, Metazoa, Chordata, Actinopteri, Syngnathiformes, Syngnathidae. Gene Ontology annotation, cellular component: mitochondrion; ribosome.
AUCCCGAGUACUUCCGGUUCAUCUCGCUCGGAUAGGAUCAGAAAGGAAAAUUGCUUUGCAAAAACGAGAAUCGGAAAAGGUCGCAGCAGCAUCAGCGGUGUGGUCGAUUGUUUCCUGAGAGGCAACAAAGUAUCAGGAAUGUCAAUGUAUCCGGAAGUGACUGUGGCAGCAGCGGCUUUGCUCUCUUUUCGACACUUCAGCAAGUUGAGCUGGCUAUCUGUACAUGGAGCGAGAAACCGCCUCCAGGCCAGGCGUUUGUGUGUCGGUCGGCUUUCUGCGGGGAAGGCUCCGAGUGUGAAGGAGUCCAAAGAAAAAGUGGCUAUCCCAGGACUUGAUACGGUCACUUAUGGAGAAAAGAUGCACUUUGUCCCGUGGCUAGCUAAACCCGUUUGGCCACAGUGGGAACGGGACUACAAGGACCCCAAGCAUUUCAGAUCCCCUCCAAGUCAAGAGAUGCCCUUGUAUCAAGAGACACCGUGUUAUGUGUUUAACCAGAGGACCAGCGCACUGGAAGGUGUUCGUCAGGCUCUUUGGUUAACCAAGAGCAAGGCAGUCUCUGGUUUGCCACCUCAGCUUCUAUCAUUGGCGGAGAGUCCUGCCAAUAAAAUACCAAAUCAGGAAAUCCGUGUUCAGAAUGCCAUCAAACAUGCCUGCUUCUGGGACACAACUGAGGAGCAACCAGUAAAAUACAGCAACACACUCUUCUUCAACCUGCUUCAUCUUUGUGCCACUCUACAGUCCAGCCAUCCAUUGAUUGGAAGGAGAAUGUUAACUGAGAAAUACAUAUUGGCAGCUUCAUGGAAAAGAGGCAAAAACUUGUUUCAGGUUCGGGGUCAAAAUGGCUUAAAGUAUAACAGCAUGGAUCCACUACCAAGGAUUUCUGGGAAACAGCAGGUUUCAGAAACAGCCCAUAAUGCUCUUGAAACCUUUUAUCCUGUGUCUCCUACGGUGGACCUGCAAAAAGUACAUGUGUAUAAGGAGCAGGUGAACUGCACAGGUUUCAGAGGACAGCAUUUUUACCCACAUGCCCACACACUUUACUUCCUGGAGGGAGAUGAUGCUCGCUGCAAGCUUCGCCCAGAGCAGUUCAGAGCCAAGAUGAUCAUGUUUCUUUUUGGAAAUGCUCUGGCACAAGCACAUACAUUAUUUGGGGCCAAGACCUAUCAAGUCUUGGAUCAUCCUAUCACAAUACAGGCUGUCGGGACCAAUGGCAGACUUUUCCAGUUCAUUGUUUUUCAACUCAACACCACAGAUCUGAGCGGUGACGAUGGAAUCAAAAACCAGGUGUGGUUGGAUGAAGAUGCUGAGAUCUACGAUAUUGCAAAAGUCAGACCACCCUUCAUCAAGAAGCAACUGAAGGUACCAGCUGGUCUUGCAGGAUACAAGCCAGAGACAUUCACCAAAUUCCUUGCCCUAUACCUUCAUGGGGCUGUGUAGCAGCCCCAUGAAGAAUGUAGCACCAUUCAUAGUUGUGACAAAUCUAUGAAUCAGUAUUUCUGGGUGCAUGUUUGAGAAAGGGAUGGGGGAAUUAUGUCUCAAGACUCCCUUAAUGUUAAGUGAAACAAGUUGCAUAUUACAGUCUUAUUUACGCACCACGAUGACUUCAUGAUCAUGUGCUAAUCAUGAAACUUUUGUCGAUUUGGUAGAAUCUUUUUCCUAUGUUAUGUAAUGUUGACUUGUUUCACCAAAUGUGAUCUGCCAUAACGUUUUCACACAGGGCCAGGUAACUGAAAUUUUGUUCUGCUUAAUAAAUGAAAUCACCAUUUUAAACAGCAUUUUAAGUUCACUUGUGUUAUAUUUGUCUGAUAUUUACAUUUGUUUAAUGAUCUUAAAGAUUAAAGUGGGCAAAUUAGGCAAAAUAAAUGAAUUUGAGAAGGGGGCCAAUACCACAGCACUGUAGCUCAAAACCGGCCGUGCGACUUCCAGUCGGUUUUGUGCUGGAGGGUCACAAAUUCUUUCAAUAAUGGGUAACAAAGUGUUUUUCAAUCAGUGGUUUCUGGAGUUGGAAAUCCUGGAAUGCUGUACCUUCUCAAUUAAGGGAGUUGGCCUUUUCUCACCACACUUGGCCAGCGUGAAAGGUCCGUGUGGCAACACGCAAGCACAACAGCACCCCAGUGCGGCCACUGCAGACGAUGUCCUUAUUUGGAAGUCCUGACGUAGCAGCCUGCGAGGAAGUUGGGAGGCUUUCCCCGCUGAGUAUACCGCAACUCGACAAUAUGUAUUUGUAUUUGGCUUUCCUUAUUUUAAAGGGGACAUAUUUUGCAAUGCAUCCAAACUAAUCGGGAAAAGCUUCAUCAUGCAACAAGAGAAUGACCCAAAACACAGUGCCAAAACAACAAAUGACUUCAUCAGGGGGAAAAAGUGGAAGGUUUUGGACUGACCAAGUCAAUCACCAGACCUUAACAAAAUAGAGCAAGCAUUUUACCUCCUGAAGAGGAGACUGAAGGGGGAAACCCCCAGAAACAAACAAGAACUGAAAGAGGCUGCAGUAAAGGCCUGGAAAAUAAUUUCAAAUGAAGAAUGGAACAGUCUGGUGAAGUCAAUGGGUUGCAUGCUUGAUGCAGUUAUUGCAAGUAAGGGUUAUGCCACCAAAUAUUAAAUGCUAUUCACAUUAAAUUAAUGUAAUCGUCUAUUCCAAUACUUUUGCUUACUUGGAAAGUGGGUGCCUUCAAACAAAAGGUGCUCUGUCCUGAAUUGUUGAACACGUCUAGAUGUAAAUACCAUGAAAGGAAAGCUGUAAUUCUGAACUGGUAAUCUUUUGAUCUGAAACCCAAAUGUCUUCAGUUAACAACAAAAACAAAAGAAUUGACCUUGCCUGUUAAAUAUAUUGUAGAAGUUAUCAUUUAUUUGCUUAGCUUGCAUUAGUAUUAUGGACGAUUUUGAUAAAGGAAGAUGUCUCGCCUUCAAGAAGAUGAAGAUGAGAGGGAGGUGUUUGCGGUAUGUUUGGAGAACAAACAAUACUGCUUCAGAUGGCAGCUUGACCAGAGCCAUCGAUGGUCUACGGACCCUCAAUCAACACUCCUUGUGGGACAGCUGGAUGGACGUUUUUGGUAAAUAUAAAGCCCUAAUUUCACCAAUAUUGAUAUCAAUUGCUGUUUUUGCAGUCAUUCUGACAUUGCGUGGAUGUUGUUGUAUCACAUGCAUUCGGGCUUUAAUCAGUAGAUUAAUCACCACAGCAAUUACCCACAUGGAACCGUAUGGAGCAGAUGUGAUUACGAUGUUUAAACUACAACAUUCAUGUAUGACAAGUUUACUCUGAGUGUAAAUGUAUUUGUUUCAUAAAAAUGAUUCUACAGUUAAAAAAUCGAAAUGAAGUGACUGUAAAAUGAUAUGAGAAUUUGUGCAAAUACAUGAUAAACAGGAGGGAAAUGUUAAAUAUAUUGUAGAAGUUAUCAUUUAUUUGCUUAGCUUGCAUUACUAUUAUGGACGAUUUUGAUAAAGGAAGAUGUCUCGCCUUCAAGAAGAUGACUCAGCAGGAAUCAUCAGAGAGAAAGACGUGGCCGGGACGUGGCAGGUGUUGGUGCCAUGUUUUCACCUUGAAACCCUACCUUAGUGUGUUGUGUCUUGUAGCUUAGUAACGUUAUGUCUUGUAAACUUAGAAACCUCCCUAUUUUUAAAUAAAUGUAGGAGCGACGGGAGAGAUUGUUUAGAGCGUGUUGAGAGGCUGUAACCUGAACAAUCUCCCAU